GAAUGAAGGUCGAUUAAUUUACAUAUUUAAAUAAAUAAAAAAUCGGGUCUAAUAACCGAUGGAACCUAACAAGAAAAGGAAAAUUCCGAUACGAACUCUCCAACGGAAAAAUAUAUUGUUUGUGGCCAAUAUUUUUUUUUGGUAAAAAAACCAUUUUAAAAAAAUGGAACAAAAGAAUGUCGCCAAUACGACGUCGUGCUCUAUAAGAGAGGAAUGCUCCCCUAAUACACCCGCACGGCUUCUUGUUCUAGAAGCUUCUUCUCCGGCGAAUCAUUCCGAGCAUCUACAAGACGAAGAAUUUGCUUGUCGUCUUCUUCCACAAAUCGAAACUCACCUCAGUGAUCCAAAAACUCUUCGAUAAUGCUGGCGGUGGUGAUAAUUGUUGAGGUAUUGAGCGAGUACACGGCGGCGCUGGCCAAGAUCGCCGCCGGGAUUCUUCCCCGGCAUUCCGAUCGCCGGAGAUUCGUACGGAUCGGUGGGAUCUCGUUGCCUCUGCCUUCGUCGUCGUCGUCGACGAUUCCUGACCUCUCCUCUCAUUUCGUCGAUUUCUGAUUCGCCGAUUAAGGUUUUGGUCUCUGAUUGGAGGAAGAUGGUCGAGAUUUUUCCAAGCGGUCUCUCUGCCCCACACUCCAUUUCCAAUAUUACCAGAGCCUUUUUUUAAUUCGUUAAAAACCUCGUUUUAAUGAUAUUUUUGUAUCUAUAAUAUGAUAUAUAUAUAUAGAUAAUAUUACUCUUAAUCAUUCAUUGAUCUCGAAAAGAUGAUGUAAACAAGGAAGGAGAAGAAAGCAAUGAACGAUGACGAACGCGCUGUCGCCACCCGCCGGACGCGUUCAGACGCCGUGUGUGAACACGCAAAGACUCCGCGUUUGUUCAUAUGAGCCCGAACUCAAAUCACUAGUAUCUUAAAUAUUAAAUUAAUUUUAUUUAUUCCACUUUUUGUUUUCAA
Messenger RNA from Tarenaya hassleriana, 946 nucleotides. RefSeq lists its product as uncharacterized. The transcript has a single exon. The record is from RefSeq and is a predicted model, not a curated record. NCBI's taxonomy places the organism in Eukaryota, Viridiplantae, Streptophyta, Magnoliopsida, Brassicales, Cleomaceae. The coding region runs from base 361 to 552 and encodes 63 amino acids.